AUGAGUGUUUAUAUAGUCUCGACUGUGAAGAUGAUUCUAAUUAGUGGGUGGCCUCCAGUUGAGCCAGCCUCAAGAAGGUUUCAAGACAAGGUGCUUGAUAAAAUGCUUGAGAGAAGGGAAGAGCCUGUUCAAGCUAUGUUUACAGAUGAUUCUUUGAAGAUACUUGAAGAAAGAGGAAUUUUCAUAUGUUUUGUCACUAGUAGGAGGAGUUCAUCUGUGUUUGGAACUGGUCUUACGGAUAUAUCUUUGACGUUUUAGUCCUAAUGAAUCGUUUCUAUGAAGUCACCCAUUUGCUUGAGGAAAUGCCUAAAGGGAGCAAGAGUUUUGUUUUUUUUAUCUGUAUUCCAAUUAAAGCUUCAGAGUUGACUAGAUACUAAGUUGUGAGAAAACAAGGAGGGUGUGGUUCGGAGGACAUGCAUUGUCUUAGAUUUCUAUAAGCAGCCCAAUUAUAGCUAUUGCACUUAGGGAUAGCUCUUUUGUGUCUGGUUGUCAAGCUACCUACUUGCUGGGACAUAUUAAAAGUGGCUCAAAGUUCUUGCAGAAACUAUAGCUUUUGAAAGUAGACUGAUCGAAAGAAGUUCUAAAAUUGAAAAUGGAGGCAAUAGGAACCGAUAGUCUUUAUGUU
Lactuca virosa is the source of this 625-nucleotide messenger RNA. Lineage: Eukaryota; Viridiplantae; Streptophyta; Magnoliopsida; Asterales; Asteraceae. The record is from the annotation of a GenBank genome assembly.